AUGGCCACACCCGUGCCGUCAACAAGUUUGGAUAAAUCAACAGAAAAUAUUUUAAUUUCGUCUCUUCUCUCGUUGUCCACGGCUUUGGGUGCAAACCUGCCAGGAAAGUCGACAAGAGACACAUUGUGCGAAGUUCCGGAAACUGGUGUUGUGCGGGAGUAUUGGUUCAAUGUUGAAAACACUACCGCCGCGCCAGAUGAUGUUGAGAUGCCUGUCCAACUGAUCAAUGGCUCCUUCCCUGGACCUACGAUUAUUGCUGAUUGGGGCGAUACUGUUGUCGUUCACUUCACCAAUUCAUUGCAAAACAAUGGCACUGGUCUUCACUUCCACAGAAUUCGCCAGAACUGGACGGAUGGAAUGGAUGGUGUUCCAAGUAUCACACAAUGCCCUAUUGCUUCGGGCGACUCCUUGACCUACCGCUGGCGUGCUGUCGGAUACGGUACUGGUUGGUACCAUUCACAUCUCUACGUCCAAGCAUGGGACGGAGUAUUUGGCGGUAUCUUGAUCAAUGGCCCUGCUACUGCAAACUACGAUGUGGAUCUUGGACAUCAAACGACGGACCAAUUGGUCACUCAAGCGUCUACUGGUGGACCACUAACCGCACCCAAUGGUCUGAUCAACGGGACCAAUACCUACGAUACAAACGGAUCACGGUUCGAGACUACAUUUGAACCAACAGUUCGAUACUGGCUACGGAUUGUCAAUGCUGCAGCAGACAAUCACCUCCGCUUCAUGAUUGACAGUCACCACCUUGAGGUCAUCGCGGCUGAUUUUGUUCCAAUUCACCCCUACAACACCACUCAACUCAGCAUAGGCAUGGGGCAGCGGUACGAUGUAAUCGUAACAGCCAAGAACCUUACGAGUGGUAAUUUCUGGCUACGUGCCAUUCCCCAAGAAGCCUGCUCUGAGACCGAUGCUGUUGAUAAUGUGAAGGGAAUCAUCCGGUAUGAUAGUAAUUCCACGACUGAUCCGCCUACUUUCGCCUAUGGUUACACAGAUUCAUGUGCAGAUGAAGCUUCUUCGGACCUUGUCCCCUACCUAGCCAUCAAUGCCUCGGAAACUUAUACCUACGAUGCAUCUAAAGGGUUUCGGUCGAGUGGGAGUACCCAACCCUGCUUCAAGUUGCCGAGGGCAACGAUACAUGGACCAAGAAGCAGCGAGUUAUCCAUCUUCCAGAGACCGAUAAAUGGGACAUAUAUGGCCAUCCAUUCUCCUUUCGCCCAAGACCACCCGAUGCAUCUUCACGGUCACGACUUUUGGGUCCUGGGCUCCGGUUAUGGCGAAUUUGACUCCUCAAAUCCCAACAGUCUCACGCUGGUGAAUGCGCCUCGACGAGAUGUCGCAAUGAUGCCAGCUAGUGGCUACUUGGUCAUUGCAAUCAAGACUGACAAUCCUGGUGCCUGGCUUAUGCACUGCCACAUCGCCUGGCACACCUCUGAAGGCUUUGCUGUCCAGAUACUCGAGCGUGAAUCAGAGAUCGAGACUGACUACGCUCAGCUAAAUUCCACUUGCGCAAACUGGAAGAGCUAUGUGAACGGUGAUGAUGUGACGCAGUAUGAUUCUGGCGUGUAA
Molecule: messenger RNA, 1572 nt
Organism: Penicillium canescens
Lineage: Eukaryota; Fungi; Ascomycota; Eurotiomycetes; Eurotiales; Aspergillaceae
Exons: 6
Coding region: 1-1572 (523 amino acids)
Molecular function (GO): oxidoreductase activity; copper ion binding
Source: RefSeq, a predicted model, not a curated record